GUGCCCCGCGGCGGCGAGAGCGGCAAGAUGGCGGACGUGCUGGAUCUGCAUGAGGCGGGAGGCGAAGAUUUCGCCAUGGACGAGGACGGCGACGAGAGCAUCCACAAGCUGAAGGAGAAAGCCAAGAAGCGGAAAGGCCGCGGCUUCGGCUCAGAGGAAGGCUCGCGGGCUCGCGUGCGCGAGGACUACGACAGCGUGGAGCAGGACGGGGACGAGCCGGGCCCGCAGAGGUCGGUGGAGGGCUGGAUUCUCUUCGUCACGGGGGUUCACGAGGAGGCGACCGAAGAAGACAUCCAUGACAAAUUCGCUGAGUACGGCGAGAUCAAAAACAUCCACCUCAAUCUCGACAGGCGGACGGGCUACCUGAAGGGAUACACUCUGGUCGAGUACGAAACCUAUAAGGAGGCGCAGGCGGCCAUGGAGGGGCUGAACGGGCAGGAGCUGAUGGGGCAGCCCAUCAGCGUGGACUGGUGCUUCGUGAGAGGCCCCCCCAAAGGGAAGAGAAGGGGCGGGCGCCGGCGGAGCAGGAGUCCGGACAGGAGACGCCGGUGAUGGAUCCGAGCGCGUUCCGAGUCCAACCUGGGGGAGGUGGGAGGGAAAGGGGCGGGGGGGGGUUUGUAUGCGGGGGACGGGGCGUUCGGGGAACGGCUGGAGGAGUUAAACAGUUCAGCGGCACGUUUGGUUCUUCCGAGAGUUUAUUGUUUUCGGACGGGAAAACACGAGCGGAAGAAGCAAGGCCUGAGGUUUCCGGGGGUGAUUUUCACUGGUGGUUGUGGCGGAUGAGCCCGGUGACGCCCCAAAACACAACGUUUUUAAACAUUUUGUUACGCCUGCGAGUGACCUGGCAUUUUAGCCGCUCUUCUUUUGGAGAAAAGUUGUUUUCUAUACCCCAAGCAAACGUUCCGUAAAUCUCCGAGGGGUUUUAGUCUGUUUAGACGUUUGCGAGUGAACUCAGCCUUUAAAAUAACUCAUUUUGUGUAAAGUUGUCCUCUCCUUAUUUGUCCUUAAUUAAACAUUCUGUGAAGCUGUAA
Messenger RNA from Tyto alba (common barn owl), 1031 nucleotides. RefSeq names its product RNA binding motif protein 8A (gene RBM8A). The coding region runs from base 28 to 552 and encodes 174 amino acids. The transcript is spliced from 6 exons. Gene Ontology annotation, molecular function: mRNA binding. Lineage: Eukaryota; Metazoa; Chordata; Aves; Strigiformes; Tytonidae. The record is from RefSeq and is a predicted model, not a curated record. Gene Ontology annotation, cellular component: exon-exon junction complex; nucleus; cytoplasm. Gene Ontology annotation, biological process: RNA splicing.